UUUCAAAAAAAAAAAAACAAAGAUCUGGAAAAUAUAAUACGAGGUUUCCUAUAAUAUAAAAAUAAUUUUAAAUUAUUUUUUUUUACAAAAUAAAUAUAAAUUUAUAUUAAAAAAUAAGUAAUUAUAGUUAUGAAUAUUAUUUUUUCGCAUCGUAAUUAAAAAACUUCGUGGAACGUGGAAUUAAGAAAAGAUCCAACAUGGCGGGGGUAAGUUGACGAAGUCGUCGUCUUGCCCCUCUGUUGACAUACAAGUGAAAAAUUACGAGAUAAACUGUAUUUGAAAAAAUACACACAGUGUAGUGUUCUGUACUUAGAACACGUGACCAGAGUAUUGUUCUGUGCAUAGAACACGUGACAAGAGUAUUGUUCUGUCAGCUGUUUAUGUAGGAACUAGGAAGAAUAUAAGAUAAUAGAUAAUUGUUUAAACAUGUGGCUGUUAUAUUACGUGACAAUAUCUUUCAUUUGAAUUUAAUUCUUUUUUUUAAAUAAACUUUCAAUUAUUUAUUCAUUAAUACUUGUCACUAUAAUUCUUAACCACCUGUUGUAAAUACAUAAGUAACAAAAUACAAAUCUGUAUAUUUACUAUUGAAUACAAAAGUUUUAUUUCUUGUAAUAAUCAUCUCUAUACAUUUAUGGAUAUAUUUUCAGAAAAUAAUGUUUAGAGCAGAGGGAGAACCUGCAGCAUUAGGGCUUUAUGAGUCUUUUUCUGACUUCUCUAACAUGGACCAAUAAAAUAUAAAAUGUCUGCAAUACAACAUACGAUCUUAUCUCUCCGAAAUGAGAUGUGCCUCCUGGUUAAAAUGAUUUAUCAUCUGGAAUGUAGAGUAAUGGCAUGUAGAAUAAGAAAUUUUCCAUAAAACACUUCAUGCUGUGAAAGAGGAAAACAUGUCUUGCAACUUAGCUGCAAAAACAUAUGAAGUACCGGAAGCAACUUUAAGACGUUACGCAAAGAAGAAGAAUGAGGAUUUACCAGUUCAUGGAGGAAGAUUUCGUCAAGUUUUUAAUAAAGAACAGCAGGAACAAUUACGACAGUAUAUUAUUGACAUUGAUAGAGCAAUUUUUGGUCUUACUAACAUUCAAUGUAGAAAAUUGGCAUUUGAUUUAGCAGAAGCCAAUAAAAAUACACAUUGUUUUAAUAAGGAACAUAAAAUGGCAGGCUCUGACUGGCUGAAUAGUUUUUUGAAAAGACACGGGAUCAUUCUUAGAACUUCUGAAGCAACAUCAGUUGGUCGAACAAUGGGAUAUAACAGGAUUCAAAUAGAUAUAUUUUUUGAAAAAUUAGAAAAUAUUCAAAUGGAAAACACAUUCUCUUCCCAUUAUAUUUAUAACUGUGAUGACGAAUUUGGAUUUUCUGUCGUGCCAACCUUAUCCACAGAAGCUAUAUCAUCUGUUGAUACGAGGUUCAUAACCAGAAACAAUUCUACUGAAAGAGGAGAAAAUAUAACUAUAGUUUGUUGUUGUAAUGCUGGAGGAUGUUAUAUUCCACCAUUUUUUAUCUUUCCUAAUGAAAAGAUAAGAACUGAAUUGCUUGAAGGAUGCCCCCCAGGAACAGAUGCAAUUGCUCAGCAACAUGGAUGGAUGACAACAGAAUCAUUUGUGAUGUAUUUAAAACAUUUCAUAAAAUAUUCAAAAUGUUCACCAGAAUUUCCAGUUUUACUUCUUGUGAAUAAUCAUGCUUCGCACGUUUCCCUUGAUGCAAUUAAUAUUUGUCGAAGCCACGGAAUAAUUAUGCUCGGCUUUCCUCCUCAUACUUCUCACAUAUUACAACCUUUAGAUGUCAGUUUUUUUGGUUCUCUGAAAGCUUAUUACAGUCAAGCUUGUAAUGAUUUUAUGGUUUCAAAUCCAGAUGAGGUGAUUACAGAUAAAAUAGCUGGUAAAUUGUUUGGGAAAGCAUAUUGUCAAGCUGCUACUAUUGUUAAUGCUGUUAAAGGUUUUGAAGCUUGUGGUAUUGUUCCAUUCAAUCCUCACAUUUUUAACAAAAGUGAUUCUGAACUAUAUGACACUGUAUAUAAUGAUACUUUAAAUGUAAUACCUUCACAACAAAUGAAAAAUCAAAAAUACAAAUGCACAUCAUCUCUGCAUUGCAGAGAAGACUCAGUUUUAGAAAUAAAUUCCAAACAACAUAUUGCUUGUUGCACAUCUACUGUUCCUGAAAAACCAGGACCAAGCAGAAUCAAACUAUGAAAGUUUAAUAAUUAUAUAGCAAUGUUAUUUGGGACCAUCUUUAUGGAUAUAAAUACUGAAAUAACAAAAAUUGUUUAAUAUGUAUUAAUUUUUACAUUAGGUCUUACAUUUCAAAAUUUUGCUUAUAUUUUCAAAAACAAAGCACAAAAUAUAAUAGAUUUC
Molecule: messenger RNA, 2345 nt
Organism: Centruroides sculpturatus (bark scorpion)
Lineage: Eukaryota; Metazoa; Arthropoda; Arachnida; Scorpiones; Buthidae
Product: tigger transposable element-derived protein 6-like
Exons: 5
Coding region: 885-2183 (432 amino acids)
Cellular component (GO): nucleus
Molecular function (GO): DNA binding
Source: RefSeq, a predicted model, not a curated record